Messenger RNA from Darwinula stevensoni, 1035 nucleotides. NCBI's taxonomy places the organism in Eukaryota, Metazoa, Arthropoda, Ostracoda, Podocopida, Darwinulidae. The record is from the annotation of a GenBank genome assembly.
AUGUUGGUGAUGCGUAGACUGGGCUACCAAUGUCCGCCAAACUACAACCCGGGUGACUUCUUCAUCAACACCCUUGCCAUCGUCCCGGGAGCGGAGGAGGAAUGUCGUAAUCGGGUGGCCCGGAUCUGCUAUGCGUUCAAAGUCUCGGAAGAUGGGAGGGCGAUGGAGAAGGAAGUGGAGUUAUGCAGCGACGAGGCGUCCAAGGCGAGCCCGAGCGACAUGGAAGACACCAACCGGAACGAGAUGGCUUUCAAAUACAAGGCGUCCUGGUUCGCCCAGUUUCGUGCUGUUGUUGCUCGCUCGUGGACUGCCAACCUUCGAGAACCUUUUGUGAUCAAGCUUCGUCUCUUCGGGACCGUGGUGUUCUGCGAAGAGCUACCCAUCUUCUUACGGGAACACCAGAGCAGAAUGUACAGAACCGACGUGUAUUUCAUCGGAAAGACGGUGGCAGAAAUCCCGUUCUUCAUCCUCUCCCCCAUCCUCUUCACGGCGAUCGCCUACUACAUGAUCGGCCUCAACGAAUCCUUCGAGCGCUUCCUCGUCUGCAACGUCAUCAUGGUCAUCGUCGCGAACGUGUCCUGCUCCUUCGGGUACAUGAUCUCGUGUAUGGCCAGCACAAUCGCCAUGGCGUUAGCAAUAGGUCCCCCCUUUGUCAUUCCGGUCAUGAUGUUUGGUGGCUUCUUCCUCAACAAUGACUCAGUCCCAGUGUACUUUCUGUGGCUGAAAUACAUCUCGUGGUUCUACUACGGGAACGAGGCCCUCAUGAUCAAUCAGUGGGAGGACGUCAGGAAGAUCGACUGCGGGAGGACCGUCGGAUGCCCUCCGAACGGGGAUGCCGUCCUCGACUCCCUCAACUUCGACAAGGCAAGGAUUCCCCAGCCGCUUUUUCUUCUUCUCGCUGACUUUUUGACGAAUCUCGGGGUUCUCGUGCAGAACAAUAAGACCAGGGACCUGAUGCUGCUGCUGGUCCUGAUGGCAGCGUUUCGCUUCAUCGCUUUCUUGGCCCUCUACGUCCGAGCUUAUCGGAGGAAGUGA